AUGACCUCUGGGACACCAUUGCGCCACCGUAAUGCCCGUGUCCUGUUCGAUUUCCGAAGACGAAGAGAAGGAUAUCAAAACUCUGCCUCGUCGCCCAGACGUACCACGGACAAAGUUGGGGAGCUUGGAGACAGAUCGGUCCCAGUUGAGCAAUACGAGAAAGGGAAGGACCUGUGUGAGAAAGCCAGAUUAAUGUGGGAUGAAGAGGCCAAUGGUGGACCCUUCCCGUAUCAAGAUGUCUCGCGCCUCGUCAGUCUUGCGCCCCCUCUCUCUGUCAUUAUGUCCGGAAAACGAGAUCUCUCAGGCUAUAAUUAUGCUGCUAUCUCUUCUUUAGUACUGACAGCAGACCGGUCUACCCUGCCUCGCCGAGAUAAAGAGCCAGACGGUGCGCCUACAUCGCUUGCGGGUCGUAUUGACCCCCGGGACAUGGGCUCUCGCAUACAACGAGAAGCACCCAAAGACCUUCAUAAGAAGAAGAAAAAGGCUGCGGAUAGGCAAGAUGGGACCGAGAAGCAGCUCUCAAAGCGCAGGGCGGCCGAGACUUCCGGCUUUGGUUAUACGGACAUUAUUGAGGCGACGCAGGAUGUGGAGGGUUUGACUUACCGACCGCGCACAGCAGAGACGCGGGAGGUUUAUGAGCUAAUCCUAUCCAGCGUACAUCGUGUGCUUGGGGACCAAGCGCAGGACGUCGUUCGUAGCGCUGCCGACGCCGUGUUGGAGACCCUCAAGAACGAGAAUCUCAAGGAUUUUGACAAGAAAAAGGAGGUGGAGGAAGUUGUGGGAUCAAUACCUAACGAAGCGUUCUCGCAGUUGCUCAACUUGUCGAAGAAAAUCACGGACUACGGCGCCGAAGACGAGGCUAUGGCGGACCCUGACAUGGAGCGUAUGGAUGCAGAGAUUGACGACGAGAUGGGCGUUGCUGUUGUCUUUGAUGAAGAGGAGGAAGAAGAGGAGGAGGAGGAAGAGGGGUUUGAGGUUCGCGACGAGUCUGAUGAAGAAGCUGAGGAGACGGGGGAGGUACCACCCGAGUCACAGGAAGGAGAGGAAGAACUCGUCAUCGGCGGAAGUUCCUCAGCUCAACAGGGCAAAGCGCAAGUCGACGAAGAUAUCGUUUCGCUACACUCCAUUGACGGCUUCUGGGUGCAGCGUCAAAUCACCGAAGUGUAUCCCGAUCCAGUCACUGCCGCAGACAAAGCUGCUUCAGUACUCUCAAUUCUUGGUUCUGAAUCAAACCUGCGCGACUGUGAAAAUCAGCUUAUGGAAUUGUUCGAGUACCAGAGUUUCCAUGUCAUCACGAAGUUUCUCAAAAAUCGCGACGUCAUCGUUUGGUGUACGAAGCUUACGCGUUCUGACGCGGAUGAGCGUGUCAAUGUCGAGGUAGCCAUGCGGGAGAAGGGUCUUGGUUGGAUCCUGAGGGAGCUUGCUGGUGACAGGAAGACAAAAAUGCGGGUGGACGCGAUGGACGUGGACGAGGCGCAGAAGGCAGAAGUACCGAAAACAGCUACUCUCCAGCCUGGUUCUACCGUGCAACCAAAGGCGACCGUUGACCUCGAGGGUAUGGCGUUCAGCCAGGGCGGGCAUUUGAUGUCAAACAAGAAGUGCAAGCUGCCGGAGGGGUCUUUCAAACGAGCGAAGAAGGGAUACGAAGAAAUUCAUGUCCCAGCACCAAAGCACAAACCAUUGGCUGCGGAUGAGCAGGUCACAAUCACCGAGUUGCCACCUUGGGCUAGAGAAGGCUUCCCGGGCAUCAAGAAUCUCAAUCGUGUUCAGAGUAAAUUGUAUCCGAUUGCAUUUGGCACGGACGAGCCAAUUCUGCUCUGCGCUCCGACAGGUGCUGGAAAGACAAAUGUCGCCAUGCUGACCAUUUUGAAUGAGCUGAGCAAGUACAGGAACGAAGAAACCGGUACCUUCGACCUUGAUGCGUUCAAGAUCAUCUAUGUUGCCCCAAUGAAGGCGCUUGUUCAAGAGAUGGUCGGCAACUUCAGCUCGCGUCUUGGGGUCUAUGGUGUGAAGGUGGGCGAGUUGACCGGAGAUGCACAGAUGACAAAGCAGCAGAUAGCAGAGACUCAGAUCAUCGUAACGACACCAGAGAAAUACGACGUGAUCACCCGCAAGAGCACCGACACCAGCUAUACGAACCUUGUUCGACUCAUCAUUAUUGACGAAAUUCAUCUGCUACAUGAUGAGCGCGGCCCUGUCUUGGAGAGCAUUAUUGCGCGGACAAUUAGGCGCAUGGAGCAGACCAACGAAUACGUCCGUCUAGUUGGUCUUUCUGCCACGCUGCCGAACUAUCAGGAUGUCGCGACUUUUCUUCGCGUCGAUUCAUCCAAGGGGUUGUUCUAUUUCGAUGCAUCGUAUCGGCCAUGUGUUCUUCAGCAGCAGUUCGUCGGUGUCACGGAGAAGAAGGCCAUCAAGCGCUACCAAGUCAUGAAUGAAGUUUGCUACGAGAAGGUACUCGACCAGGCUGGGAAGAACCAGACUCUCGUGUUCGUACAUUCCCGUAAAGAAACAGCGAAAACCGCAAGAUUCAUCCGGGAUAUGGCCAUCGAGAAAGAGACCAUUACGCAGUUCGUAAAGCCUGAUGGCGCUACGCGCGAGAUCUUGCUGGAAGAGACGAACAACGUCAAAGACACGAAUCUGAAAGAUCUGCUGCAGUUUGGCUUUGGUAUUCAUCAUGCAGGAAUGUCUCGCGAGGAUCGCGGGCUCGUCGAAGAGCUCUUUGCUGACGGACAUUUGCAAGUAUUAGUCUGCACGGCGACGCUGGCCUGGGGCGUCAACCUUCCCGCUCACACUGUCAUUAUCAAGGGCACCCAGAUCUACAAUCCGGAGAAGGGUCGAUGGGUGGAACUCUCAUCCCAGGAUGUGCUACAGAUGCUUGGUCGUGCGGGUCGGCCACAGUACGAUACUUUCGGGGAGGGUAUUAUCAUCACCAACCACUCAGAACUGCAGUACUACCUGAGUCUUAUGAACCAGCAGCUGCCCAUCGAGUCGCAGUUCGUGUCAAAGUUGGCGGACAAUCUCAACGCUGAGGUUGUGCUGGGCACUAUCAGGAAUCGAGAUGAGGCUGUGCAAUGGCUGGGAUAUACCUACCUGUACGUGCGAAUGCUCAAGGAUCCUACACUCUAUAGUGUUGGGAUUGAUUAUCUCGAGGACGACCCGGCUCUGGUACAAAAGCGUGCGGAUAUCGUUCACACGGCUGCUGUUCUUUUGGAGAAGUGCCAUCUAAUCAAGUACGAGCGGGCGUCGGGUCGCUUCCAGACGACCGAGUUGGGUCGGAUUGCUUCUCACUACUAUGUGACGUACAAUUCCAUGGCAACAUACAACCAGCACCUACGACCGUCAAUGACCAUAUUGGAGCUAUUCCGAGUUUUCGCGUUAUCGAAUGAAUUCAAGCUUUUGCCGGUUCGCCAAGACGAAAAACUGGAGCUGGGGAAAUUGCUCGAGCGAGUACCUAUACCUGUCAAGGAGAGCGUCGAAGAGCCGGCCGCGAAGAUUAAUCCACUCUCAGAUAUCUACACGGUUGCUUACUGUGAUAUAGGAUUCGCGCUGGUUGCUGACAUGGUGUAUGUUCAACAAUCGGCUGGUCGCAUUCUGCGAGCAAUGUUGGAGAUUUGCCUCAAGCGCGGGUGGGCUGUUCCUGCCAAGGCUGCCCUAGAUCUGUGCAAGAUGGUCGAGAGACGGAUGCAAGUAGUCUUCAGGAAAUCCUUCAUGCUCAUACUAACCCGUCUCUUCAGGUGGGGCUCGAUGACUCCAUUGCGGCAAUUCAAAGGCGUUCCUGCAGAAAUCAUCAGAAAGGCCGAAGGCAAGCAGUUCCCUUGGUAUCGUUACUUCGAUUUGAAUCCUCCAGAGAUUGGUGAGCUCAUCGGCAUCCAGAACGCGGGACGGUUGGUGCAUCGACUCGUUCACAAUUUCCCCAAGCUCCAACUGCAGGCUCAAGUCCAGCCCAUCACUAGAUCCCUCCUCCGCAUUGACUUGACAAUCAUUCCCGACUUUAGAUGGGAUGAGAAAAUACACGGCGCGGCGGAAUCAUUCUGGAUCCUCGUGGAGGAUGUUGAUGGCGAGAUUAUCUUGUUCCAUGACACUUUCAUCCUUCGCCAACGGUAUGCGGAAGACGAGCAUAAUGUAACGCUCACUGUGCCAAUGUUUGAGCCUGUACCACCCAAUUACUACAUUUCUGUGGUUUCGAACCGCUGGCUCCAUGCAGAGACUCGACUCCCGAUCUCUUUCAAGCAUCUCAUUCUCCCCGAGAAGUUUCCACUACCUACACCCCUUCUUGACUUGCAGCCUCUGCCACUUUCUGCGCUCCACAACAAGGAGUUCGAGAGCAUCUACUCGUCGACAAUCCGAACAUUCAACAAGAUCCAAACUCAGGUGUUCCAGGCCUUGUACACGACUGACGAGAAUGUUUUCGUCGGCGCCCCGACCGGUAGCGGCAAGACCAUUUGUGCUGAGUUCGCACUGUUGAGACUCUGGAGCAAGCGAGAGCAACAGCGAGCGGUGUGUAUUGAGCCCUACCAAGAAAUGGUCGAUCUUCGUGUCGCGGAAUGGCGGAGUAGAUUCAGCAACCUGCAGGGCGGCAAGGAGAUCGUCAGUCUCACUGGCGAAACUAGUGCUGAUCUUCGACUUCUGGAGAAAGGUGAUCUGAUCGUCUGCACCCCGACGCAAUGGGAUGUCAUUUCCAGGAGGUGGCGUCAACGUAAGAAUGUGCAGACUAUUGGCCUCCUCAUUGCAGAUGAGAUUCAGCUCGUUGGCGGAGAAGUCGGACCCACUUACGAGGUAGUGAUCUCACGCACUCGCUAUGUCUCUGCGCAGACCGAGAUCAAGACCCGUAUCGUCGCAUGCGGUGUGUCGCUCGCGAAUGCUAGAGACCUUGGUGAAUGGAUGGGAGUUCCAUCACACGCUAUUUUCAAUUUCCCGCCUAGUGCCCGUCCCUUGGACAUGGACAUUCAUUUGCAAAGCUUCAACAUUCCCCAUUUCCCAUCUCUGAUGAUUGCUAUGUCCAAACCUGCCUAUCUAUCUAUUUUGGAAUACUCUCCCACGAAGCCGGUCAUCAUUUUUGUUCCCUCUCGACGACAGUGUCGCCUGACUGCCGACGACCUUCUUACUCAUUGCGGCGCAGAUGACAACGGCAAUCGUUUCCUCAAUAUUGAGGAGGAAGAUCUGCAGCCCCACCUUGACCACGUCAGCGACAGUGGGCUAGUCGAUACUCUGAAGCAUGGUGUCGGUUAUUAUCAUGAGGCUCUCAGUAAGCAAGACAAGCGCAUCGAUACUGCUUGGAGUCUUCCGGUGGCGAGCUAUAUGGUCAUCAUAAUGGGCGUGCAAUGCUACGAGGGCAAAGAGCAUCGAUACGUGGAUUAUCCUGUCAUGGAUGUCCUCCAAAUGAUGGGGCGCGCAUGUCGGCCCACAGAAGAUGACAAAAGUCGUUGUGUCUUGAUGUGCCAGCAGACGCGGAAAGACUUCUACAAGAAGUUCCUAGCUGAGGGCCUGCCGAUCGAGUCUCACCUUCCUACGCAUAUGCUUCACGACUACUUCUUGGCUGAGAUUGGUGUCAAGACUAUUGAGAACAAACAGGAUGCCAUGGAUAUCUUGACAUGGACGUAUUUCUAUCGCCGCAUGACACAGAACCCCAACUACUAUAACCUCCACAAUGUCAGCCACCAGCAUUUGUCCGAUCAUCUUUCGGAAUUGGUCGAGAACACGCUGAACGAUCUUGUCCAGUCUAAAUGCAUCACGAUUGAGGACGAAAUGGAUGUCUCACCUCUCAACCUCGGUAUGAUCGCGGCAUACUACAACAUCUCAUAUGUUACGGUUGAGGUGUACACCCUAUCGCUGAAAGAGCGUACCAAGAUGAAAGGUCUACUAGAGGUCGUGUCGUCAUCGGCAGAAUUCGAGACGAUCCCAAUUCGUAGACAUGAGGAUGUCCUUCUGCGGCGCAUAUACGAUCGUGUCCCAGUCAAGCUUGACAAUGCGGACUUCGAAACACCUCACUUCAAAUCUUUCCUUCUUCUGCAAGCACACUUUUCCCGGUUGCAACUCCCACCCGAUCUUGCUGCAGACCAAGUCUUGGUCUUGGAGAAAGUACUCAACCUUCUGUCGGCAUGUGUGGAUGUGAUGUCCUCAAACGCUUGGCUGAAUGCACUGAGCGCAAUGGACCUAUCGCAAAUGUGCGUGCAGGCAUGCUGGGAGACAGAUUCGCCACUCAAGCAAAUCCCACAUUUCGAGCCCGAUGUUGUCCAACGGUGCAAGGAGGCAGGCAUCGAAACUGUCUAUGAUAUCAUGGAAAUGGAAGACGACAAGCGAAACACAGUGUUGCAAAUGGAUGCAAGGCAAAUGCGCGACGUUGCAACGUUUGUGAACUCAUAUCCGACUUUGGACGUCAGCUACGAGCUCGCGAAAGGCGAUUAUACAGCUGGCGCUCCCAUCAGUAUUCAAGUAUCGCUCAGCCGUGAUGCAGAUGAGGAGACCGAGGGUGCGGACGACGAGAUCGUUGUCGCGCCUUUUUACCCACAAAAGAAGCUGGCCAACUGGUGGCUUGUCAUUGGGGAGCCAAAAUCACGCCAGCUACUCGCGAUUAAGCGCGUUACCGUGCACCGGAACCUCGCCGUCCGCUUGGAGUUUUCAUUACCUCAAGGCACCCAUGCGCUCAAGCUUUAUGUUAUCUGCGACUCAUACGUGGGUGCGGACCACGAUAUUGAUUUAGAAUCAUUGGAUGUCGCGGAAGGUGAGAGUGAUAGUGGCAGCGAGGAGAGCGACGAUGCAAUGGAGGAGUGA
Molecule: messenger RNA, 6771 nt
Organism: Fibroporia radiculosa
Lineage: Eukaryota; Fungi; Basidiomycota; Agaricomycetes; Polyporales; Fibroporiaceae
Exons: 18
Coding region: 1-6771 (2256 amino acids)
Cellular component (GO): nucleus
Molecular function (GO): ATP binding; ATP hydrolysis activity; nucleic acid binding
Source: RefSeq, a predicted model, not a curated record